Blepharisma stoltei is the source of this 3440-nucleotide messenger RNA. NCBI's taxonomy places the organism in Eukaryota, Ciliophora, Heterotrichea, Heterotrichida, Blepharismidae. The record is from the annotation of a GenBank genome assembly.
AUGCUAAAAAUCCUCAAUUUAUUAUUAGCUAUAGCAUUUUGUACUUUAAAGCUUUUAUCUCCCCCAGAACUAGUUAAGCUUUAUCCUAAUGGAACUAUUCCAUCUAUUACAACAAAUUUAGAAAAAAUACCCAAAAGCAUAAUUAAUGGGAAUGCUGUGUUUUUACCAAGCUCAGGGUGUAAUUAUACCUAUUAUCCUUCGAAAAUAAAUAUAAUUACAAAUUCAAGCUGUGGAAUUCCUUCGGCUGCAAAUGUAACCGGCAUUAUUAUUGUUCUGAAUGUAAGCGAUUCAAUUUAAUUAGAUUAAUUAUUCCUUCACUGCCAGGUUGUUUGAUGCUACGGCUGCCACUAAUACCGCUCUGGGGGAAAUUUGAGCUAUUUUACCCAAUUCCGCCAAAGCGUGGCCAUCUUAUUUUUGGCAUGAUGAGGAUAUUAGUCUUGAAGUUUGGACUUCGACGACUCUUCUUUGGGCUCAGGCUAUUACUCAGGUCCGUGAGGCAUUUUAAUUAUGAAUGUAAUCGAUUCAGAACUAAAUUCCGUUUCUAUACCUUGAAAAGGUAAUGGCUCUAUAUUUAUUGUAGGGAUUUCAAAUAAAUAUAUUGAUAAAUGGAAAUAUUAUUCAAACCAGACCAUUAAUAUUUCCUUCGAGCCAGAUUUAAUCUCUAUAAAGCCAACUCUUACAAUUGCACUUAGUGGAGAUUAUUGCACUGACAAAGAUUUCAUUGAAAAAUUGUAUAAAUUUUUAAUUCCUUUAAAAGUAAGUGAGGUGAAUAUAGAGCUUCUUUUCAAUUAUUCUACUUGCCAAGCUUGUAAAGCUGAAGGCUGUGCCGAAUAUUACUGUCUAAGAGGUAUAUAUGAUGAAAAUCAAGAAAAAUUAAUGAUUGAUAGAACUCUUUAUGAGCAAGCCAUGCUUGAUUAUGUUGUCAAAAAUAAUGCAUAUUUUGGAGAUUUUGCUAUGUUUUUACACUUUACUAUAAGCUACUGCAAAUACGACUACACAGACAGCUGCCAUAAAAAAAUUCUUGAAUUGCUGAAUAUCAAUACUAUUAUUAUAAAGUCGAUUAAAGAAGAAAUAAAUGGAGACUCAAUUAUUGCAAGCCAAAUACAAAGUUGGGCAAAAAGAAAUAUCAAAGAUAACAAUGCGAUUUAUAUUGAUAAUACAGAGGUGUUGGAAAUAGACGGUAUUAAAGAUUAUAUUUGUAGACGCUUAGGGCCUUCGUCGGAUAUAUGCAGUGGAAGGUGCAGCAGCCAAUGCUAUAUGAUGGAAAUAGAUGAUCAUGUUUGUGAUUCUCGGUGCAAAACAGAUUCCUGUGCGUAUGAUAUCGAGGACUGUAAAUUGGAAGAAAAGACAAUUUUAAAAUCAGAAUCAGGCUCAAGCUCAAAUUGAAAUAUAGCACGAAUGCUAGGAUCAGGCUCAAAUUCAAACCAUGGAAAAGACUCAGGCUCAAAUUCAGACCAUGGAAAAGACUCAGGCUCAAAUUCAAACCAUGGAAAAGACUCAGGCUCAAAUUCAAACCCUGGAAAAGACUCAGGCUCAAAUUCAAACCCUGGAAAAGACUCAGGCUCAAAUUCAAACCCUGGAAAAGACUCAGGCUCAAAUUCAAACCCUGGGAAAGACUCAGGCUCAAAUUCAAACCCAGGAUCAGGCUCAAAUCCAGGAAAAGACCCAGGCUCAAAUUCAAACCCAGGAUCAGGCUCAAACCCAGGCUCAAAUUCAAACCCAGGACAAAACUCAGGAUCAAACCCAAACCCAGGGCAUGGUUCAAGUUCAAACUCAGGAAAAGACUCAAAAUCAGACUCAAGUUCUGAUUCAGGCAACACUACAACAAUCCUUAUAGCAAUUCUAGUUCCAGUAGGAGUUUUUGCAUGCACUUUGUCAAUAAUUUAUUGCCGUCGAUAUUAUAAAGAAAAAAAUAUUCACAAAAAUACUCAAAAUCAGACAGCAGAGUUAGCCUCAAGUGGAUAUCACCAGCCUGCACAGUCAAUACAAGCACCAAGACCAGCCCAGCAAGAAAACGAGUAUUCUGCCAAUCAUCGACAAGUUUCAAGGCAAAAUCCACAAGUAAAUCAGCAGCCUUCUCGUCGUAAUUUGAUUGUAAGACAAGAGGAUAAUCAGCCCAGCUCUCGGUCUCGUAACAAUAGGAGCAGACAUCAGCCUUCUGGAAUUAAUAAUUAUGAGCCAAGAAUAGACCAGUCUGUUAGCCUGGAACAAAAUUCAAGGCCAAAUUCUCAGUGAAUAGCCCCUGUAACUCUCUCGUCUUAUAAUUUUUUGAUAAUGAAAAUAAUCUAAAAAAUCCUCCAAUUUUAAAAAAAUAAAAAAAUUCUACUCUGGUUCAGCUUGUCAGAUUAGCUCCAAUACAAAACCCUCAAGAAAUCCAACAGGCAAUUGCUUUCCAUAAUCAGUAUGUCUGAAUGCCUCCAAUACAGAAUUUGCAAGAAAUUCAGCAGGCUAUUGAUUUUUAUAAUCAGUAUGCUGGGCUACCUCACAUACAAAAUUCUCUCGCAAUUCAGCAGGCAAUUAUUUUCUAUAAUCAAUAUGCCGGAUUACCUCCUAUACAAAAUUUAAGAGAAAUUCAGCAGGCUAUCUAUUUUUAUACCAUAAAAAAAAUAGCAUCGAUCAAGAGAAAUUAGCUUGCCUUGGGAAUUUCUGAAUAGCAGCAGCGGUUUAACUUUGGGGAUGAUAAAGUGCACAGUGCGGCAAGAGGCUUAGGCUUUUGAAACUCAGAAAAACUGAAGAAGGUAACCCUAAGGCAGAUCACGCGCAAGAGCUAAGUCUGACAAGGCGACAGCAGCGAACUGGGUGAGAAGUGCGAUCGGGCGGGCUACGAUAUGAUUAACAGAAUUGCCCAGGUGUGAGUGCUAUAGGAGGCACUAUGGCCUGCGAAGUCACCAAUUCCUUAGAAACGGUGCUGCACAGGACACCUCAAAUACCUUUUUAAUUAAGUAAUUAUUUUUUAAUAAUCAAUUUGCUGGAUUCCCUCCAUUGCCAAAUCCUUAUCAAAUUCUAGAAGCUGUUGUCCUCUUUAACCAAAAUGCAAAUUUGCGACCAUUACAAAGCCCUCAAGAAAUUUGGCAGUUUUUACGUCAGCUUUAUCAGUCAGCAAUGCAGGAACUUGAAAAUUUGCAGCGUCAAGCUAAUAACCCUUUUCAGCCAUCAGCUCCUCAAGCUUCUGAAGCUAGUUCAAGAAGAAGCUCAGUGCAUGAAGUGCAUAAUUGCCCAAUUUGUUUAAUCUUUUGACUAUUUUAUAUUUUUUCUAAAAUUUAAAAAAUAUUUUUUAAUAAUUUUGCAUUAGAAUUUUAUAGGAGUUAGAUGAUAUUGAUCAGAGCGAGAUUAAAAUUACAGCAUGCAUGCAUAUUUUCCAUGAAAAUUGUUUGAGAGUAUGGAUAGAAAAUGGGGCUAGGAGGGCUAUGUGCCCUAUUUGCAGAGCAUCUCUUUCAUAG